Messenger RNA from Phragmites australis (common reed), 1255 nucleotides. Its product is annotated as gibberellin 2-beta-dioxygenase 3-like. NCBI's taxonomy places the organism in Eukaryota, Viridiplantae, Streptophyta, Magnoliopsida, Poales, Poaceae. The transcript is spliced from 3 exons. Gene Ontology annotation, biological process: gibberellin catabolic process; response to light stimulus. The record is from RefSeq and is a predicted model, not a curated record. The coding region runs from base 1 to 987 and encodes 328 amino acids.
AUGGUUGUCCUCGCGAAGCCGCCAGCCCUAGACCAAAUCUCGCUGCUGAGGUCCCCCGAGCCCGGGGCUGCCAACUUCGCCGGCGUCCCGGCCGUCGAUCUCUCCAGCCCGGACGCAGCUCUGGCCGUCAUGGACGCGUGCGAGCGGUUCGGGUUCUUCAAGAUCGUCAACCAUGGCGUGCCCUUGGACGUCGUGGAUAGGCUGGAGGCGGAGUCCGUCAGAUUCUUCGCCUCGCCGCAGGCGGAGAAGGACGCGUCUGGCCCCGCCAACCCGUUCGGCUAUGGGAACAAGCGCAUCGGACGCAAUGGCGACAUGGGGUGGCUCGAGUACAUCCUCCUCGCCGUCGACCACGCCUCGGUCUCCAAGGCCUCCCCUGUCCCGUCGUCCUCGCUGCUGGACGCGAUCAACGAGUGCGUCGGCGCGAUGCGGGGGCUGGCGAAGUCGGUGCUGGAGGCGGUGGCCGAGGGGCUCGGCGUCGCGCCGAGGGACGCGCUGAGCAGGAUGGUCACGGACGCGGCGAGUGACCAGGUAUUCCGGGUGAACCACUACCCGCCGUGCCCGCUGCUGCAGCUCCUACCAGACUCGUGUAGCGUGACCGGCUUCGGCGAGCACACCGACCCGCAGCUGGUGUCCGUCCUCCGCUCCAAUGGCACGGCCGGCCUGCAGGUCGCGCUCCACGACGGGCGGUGGGUGCCCGUGCCGCCCGACCGCGACGCCUUCAUCGUCAUCGUCGGCGACUCGCUGCAGGUUCUGACUAAUGGGAGGCUGAAGAGUGUGCGGCACCGGGUGGUGGCCAACAGCUUCAAGCCGCGGGUGUCCAUGAUCUACUUCGCUGGUCCGGCGCCGGCGCAGUGGAUCGCGCCCCUGCCGCAGCUGCUGGGGCACGGCGAGCAGAGCCUGUACAGGGACUUCACAUGGGGAGACUACAAGAAGGCUGCCUACCGCUCACGCCUCGGCGACAACCGCCUGGCCCCCUUCCACAUCUAAAAUGCACACCUGUCGCGAGACGGCAGGUUCGUGCAUGCAGACGCUUCUGCCAUCAGCGACAGCUCGUCUCGGCGCUCCUGGGGAGUGGAGGCCACAGAGCUACUGAUUGCUCCAUCGAUCUGGUUCGGUAGGGUCGUAGGGUUGGGUACGCAGACAGGUCUGCUGGAUUAUUCGUCUUGCUUUAGGUGUCCAAUCUCCAAUGUACAGUAGCUGUGAGGAGAGCUUGCGUUGGCUUUGGGCUUGAUGGUGUGUGCGUGUUUUCUAUAAA